Messenger RNA from Episyrphus balteatus (marmalade hoverfly), 610 nucleotides. It is a transcript of the gene Taf13, whose product is annotated as transcription initiation factor TFIID subunit 13. Gene Ontology annotation, cellular component: transcription factor TFIID complex. The record is from RefSeq and is a predicted model, not a curated record. Bases 99 to 506 code for a protein of 135 amino acids. NCBI's taxonomy places the organism in Eukaryota, Metazoa, Arthropoda, Insecta, Diptera, Syrphidae. The transcript is spliced from 3 exons. Gene Ontology annotation, molecular function: protein heterodimerization activity. Gene Ontology annotation, biological process: transcription by RNA polymerase II.
CUACGAAUAUAGGUCUUUAAAUUGAACAACAUGUCAAACGUCAAAGUAAAUUCAUUUCAAUAAACAAAAACUUUACAAAUUGUUUUAAAAGUUAAACAAUGGCGGGUGCUCCUGGAGUUGAUGAAACCUUCGAGGCUGCAGAUUUUGAUGAAGAUGAAUUGGGCGAAGAACAGUUCGUGACCACAUCAGCCGGUCGAAAAAGAUUAUUUAGCAAGGAACUAAGAUGCAUGAUGUAUGGUUUCGGAGAUGAUAAAAAUCCUUAUACAGAAAGUGUAGAUUUACUCGAAGACUUGGUCAUAGAAUUCAUAACCGAAACAACACACAAGGCUAUGGAAAUUGGACGCACUGGUCGUGUUCAAGUUGAGGACAUUAUAUUUUUAGUUCGUAAAGAUCCACGAAAGUAUGCACGAGUGAAAGAUCUUCUCACAAUGAAUGAAGAACUGAAGAAGGCUCGAAAAGCUUUUGAUGAAAUCAAAUAUGUUGGGAACGAGGCUAAAAUCAAGUAAAACGGUGAUUAAAAGCUUGCAGAAUAUUAUUUUUUUUUUUGUAAUUGAAUUCGCUAAAUAUAAUAAACUUACAUAUUAACAAAAAUGCUAUUGCUGUCAUAUUU